Molecule: messenger RNA, 351 nt
Organism: Staurois parvus
Lineage: Eukaryota; Metazoa; Chordata; Amphibia; Anura; Ranidae
Source: the annotation of a GenBank genome assembly
GUCAAAAAAUUUAACACACCAGCAGUGUGAAGAGACCUGAAAGUGGCACAUGGCAGCAGAGUGUGGCGAUGGAGACAGCAGCAAUGGGAGGCCGUACAGGGACCCAUGAGAGACUCUGGACCUGGCAGCAGCAGGAGGAGGCGGUAUAGGGGCCCAUGGCAGAUUAGGGGCCUGGCAGCAGCUAUGGGUAGGCCCGUAAUCUGCCAGCACCCUAUGUCAAAAAAUUUAACACACCAGCAGUGUGAAGGAGACCUGAAAGUGGCACAUGGCAGCAGAGUGUGGCGAUGGAGACAGCAGCAAUGGGAGGCCGUACAGGGACCCAUGACAGACUCUGGACUUGGCAGCAGCAUG